Prorocentrum cordatum is the source of this 1134-nucleotide messenger RNA. The record is from the annotation of a GenBank genome assembly. NCBI's taxonomy places the organism in Eukaryota, Dinophyceae, Prorocentrales, Prorocentraceae.
AUUUUAGCAUCUCUGGACAGAAGUCCGAAAGGGUCGAUUGACGCGCCGAUAGUGGACUUUCUCGCGUGGCUCAACGCGCAAGAUCCUGUUGUGACGACUUCCUCAUGCAGCGGUCGCAUCGCGGUCUUUCUCGGGGCCUCCACGCCCUCGAGCUCCAAGGGCGGCGAGUGGCUCCUGAUCAGCCACGAGCCCCUGGAGGAUGCCGCGGGCGCGUGGGACCGCAUUUCGGCGUCGCUGAGGGGGAGCGGCGCGGGUGCAGGCACCUUGGCCACCUUCCUUCUGGAGCCCUUCCUGCUGCACGCCGAGUGCGCGGACUCCGCGACGGCGCAGCGGAUCCUGGAGGUGGCCCGCGCUGCCGGGCUUCGGGAGAGCGGCCUGAGCCUGGGGCGCCGCCGCGUGAUGGUGCAGCUGCGCACGUUGGCGAUGCGGCUCGAGGUCCCGCUGGCGGUGGAUGGCCGGCUGCUGGUGGACUUCGGGUAUCCGGCAGCUGGCGCGCAUGGCCAACGAGCGGCUGGCAGAGAACUCGGCGCGCGUCAGCCGGCUCUGGGAUCAGCUCCGCCCCGCCCUGGCAGCCUCCCAGCCGCAGCGCGAGGACAGGGUGGGCCCGGCGGACUCUCGUGCCCGCGUGGCCUGGCGAGGGCCGUCAAGCUGGCAGUGGAGGGGCGAUGGGCGGACAAGUCGCGCAAGAUGGUGGUCCUCGCAGGCGACGAACCAGGGGACGCGUCCUCCAGGAUGGGCAUUCCCAUCACGCACGCGGCCAUGGUUAGCCUCCAGGAGAUCCGUCCAGCCGACGGCGACGGUGCUGGCGACGGUGCGCGUCCAGGCGCAGAGGAGCUGGAGGCGGCGUGCGCCGCCUGCCGGCAGCCGCCGGCAGAGGGCGCCGCGGGCGGCAAGAAGGCGAGGGCGGAGACGGUCGCCGCCGACCUCGAACUUGGCAUGCCGCUGGUGGCGGCUCGGCUGGGCGCUGCCAGCAGGUCUAUCCAUCACGUGUCGGCCCUCGGGGACCUUUCCAUUCGCCGAGGUCACGAGUUUCGUGAAUGGGGUCCGGUCCUAGUUCUUGCCGAGCUCUUUCGGUGCUACCGCAAGGUGCCUGACAGGACGUACUGGGAUUUCCGCAUGGCCAUCUUCACUUGA